CCGAUCAACGUCAGCGUGCCUCCUCUUUUCAUGGCUCCAUCGAACUGCAACGGAGUGCGCUCUGAUGGUAGCCCCCGACGUGUUCGAACAUCGCGUAGUACACAACCAUAGCCGAGGAGGACAUAAGCGCUCGUGAAUAGUUUGCGAUGCCUACUGCCAAAUACGGGUGUGCCGCCGCGCGCGAUGCUCUCUCGUCCAUCUAAGUCGACGAUGGCGAUCCAUCGGACCCCGACGUUCAUCAUAGGGCCCCAACGACGCCCCUAUGGUGUCGGUGCUGCAGGCCCUCCGUCCCGGGCCGUGGUAUUUCUAUUUUCCUGACCUGAUGCGCAGGUGGUAGCAUGGCGGACUCGGAGCGCACGGCGCAUCGUUGCCCAGUCCUGGCACCGCGGAAGCAGAUGCGCACCGCCGGGUGACGACUGGGGGCUGUGGUGCCGUCCUUGGGCGUACGGUGGACGACGUCGAGCGAUCGGGCGCUGCGGCGGCUUUGGCUGGACGUGGAUAGGAUAGGAUAGGAGGCGGGGCUGCGUCCGACGCUCGGGCGCGGGUGGGCGAUGGGUGAGGUCGGGGUGGAGUGUCUGGUGAAUACGAGCUUUCCACACCCUUCAGCACCAGAUCAUCUUUCUUUCAUCAAUAUGGUCGCGUUCACCACGUCCUCGACUCUUCUUUUCUUGUGUGCCAUCGUCGGUGGUGCCAUCGGUACGUCGUAUCACGUCAACCUCCGCAGUGCCAACACUCAUGCCGCAUUCAUCGCACAGCUCUUCCCCACAGUGCCCCGCACUACCCGUCGCGCAGCGUCGACUCGCAUCACUCGACGGUGACACCGGACCCCAGCAUCGAGCUCAAGGUAGUCGCAGUGCCCCGCUCGUUCAAACCGUACUCCACCGUCACGCCGCACAAGUCCGUCGUCACCCCCCGCCCGACGGUGUCGGCGUCGGGCUCGUCGUCUUCCUCGGUGCCGACCACCUCGACUUCGCUCUCCACGUCGCUCUCGACCUCAGUUUCGGCGUCCACUUCGACGGACCCGUCGGGCUCGACUUCGGUGACGUCUUCGACUUCGGUCUCGGCGUCCACGUCCACGUCGACCACGACGGAGUAGGGUGCGAUGCGUCACGCAGCCGCGACCAUCAGUCGAUGGCUAAUAAGAGGAUGGCUGAGCUAUAACCAGUAACAUGAUUAGCUUUCAUACACAUAUUCCGC
Messenger RNA from Dichomitus squalens LYAD-421 SS1, 1197 nucleotides. RefSeq lists its product as uncharacterized. Lineage: Eukaryota; Fungi; Basidiomycota; Agaricomycetes; Polyporales; Polyporaceae. The transcript is spliced from 2 exons. Bases 736 to 1161 code for a protein of 141 amino acids. The record is from RefSeq and is a predicted model, not a curated record.